GAACAAGACACUGCGAAAUGUUCUGAAACUGUUACGUUCGAGUUGAGAAUCCAGUGAGCCAUGUCUUCUCCGAAGCCGGUGAUGAGCCAGGAGCACAUCAAGAGGCCCAUGAACGCGUUCAUGGUGUGGUCAAGAGGGCAGCGCCGGAAGAUGGCACAAGAGAAUCCCAAGAUGCACAAUUCGGAGAUCUCGAAAAGACUUGGUGCCGAGUGGAAACUGCUAAGUGAGACUGAGAAGAGGCCCUUCAUAGAUGAGGCCAAAAGAUUAAGGGCUCUGCAUAUGAAAGAACACCCGGAUUACAAAUACAGACCGAGAAGAAAGCCAAAACCUUUGAUGAAAAAAGAACCGAAAUUCUUCUCGCCAUUGAUUUCAACCUCAAUGGAAAGCAGUUUCAACAGAAAUCUAUUGCCGCCAAUGUCGAUGGCAUCAGGGUUACCACCGCUAACAUCCUCCGAAUCAGAUCAUCUAAAGUUGCCAAGAACCUUAUUCCCACCUCUUCCGUAUUUAUACCACCCCUUUCGGCAUCCAGACGACACCAAAUUCGCCGCCGAGUUGGCGCUACUGUACAGCAACAGUCAUUUGUACCCGCCGAGCAUAAACUGGCAGAUGAACAACCUAACCUCAACAGUAAACAGCCCUUGUAACAUAUGCCCGCCUGCAUUUCCCCGCAGAACCCCCUCGCCCGAGGAGAUAAAAAGGCCCGUGUGCGUAAUCAUGAAGAACGACGAGUUCAGAAACGACCCCAUUCCCGGACACGUUAUAUGAAAACCGCUCCCGGUUCUGCCCGAGCGGCUGAACCUUGGCA
This is a messenger RNA of Brassicogethes aeneus, 805 nucleotides long. Lineage: Eukaryota; Metazoa; Arthropoda; Insecta; Coleoptera; Nitidulidae. The record is from the annotation of a GenBank genome assembly.